Sphaerodactylus townsendi is the source of this 3529-nucleotide messenger RNA. RefSeq names its product transient receptor potential cation channel subfamily V member 2 (gene TRPV2). The record is from RefSeq and is a predicted model, not a curated record. Lineage: Eukaryota; Metazoa; Chordata; Lepidosauria; Squamata; Sphaerodactylidae. Gene Ontology annotation, molecular function: calcium channel activity; protein binding. Gene Ontology annotation, cellular component: membrane. The transcript has 17 exons. The coding region runs from base 448 to 2709 and encodes 753 amino acids. Gene Ontology annotation, biological process: calcium ion import across plasma membrane.
CGAGAGACAGAUCUGCAGGCAGACAGAAGAAUUAGAAAAGGAGAAGGAACCUUACCGUGUCUGUCUUAUGGGCGUUGCAUUCUCCAUCUUGGUAAGGCAGAGGUUAAGAUAUUGAUCAUGUGCUGUCUGUUCCAAGUGAUGUUACAGCCAUCGGCUCUACAGGAUGAUUUUCAUCCUUUCGGGGAUUUUUCUUGAGGCUGUAAUAUCAACCCUUCUGCAACUGGAUGUUGAGAAAUCCAUCAACCUACUUCCGACUGGGCUGAACGCCGCUCUGUGCAAAAAUCUUAAAAACAACCAGCACGUUUGCAUUUAUAGGAAAAGCCGCACUCUCAGUUUGCAAGAAGAGCGUUUGUGAAACCUGACGUUCGCCUCCUUGACUUGCUCGCUUCAAUGAGAUAUUAGAGACAAGGUGAACGAAACCCCAUCACAAACCCCUCUGCUUCGACAAUGUUGCCGUUGUUGGAGGUUGCCGACAGUAUCACCGAGGAAUCGGAGGCAGCCAGGAACUGGGAAGAUGAUCAGGGAGAUGAGUUACGACCUUUGGACACCCCUUUCCAGGAGGAGAGCAAGCCUGCUCCAAGGAUCAUGAUAAGAAAAGAUUGGGGUAAAAAUGUGAGUCCAAAGGAUCCAAACCCCUUUAACAGAGAUCGUAUCUUUGCUGCUGUUGCAAGCGGCAAAUCUGAGGAGCUUGAAGGCUUGGCUGAGUACCUCCAACGAAACCGUAAAUUUCUCUCCAACUCUGAAUACAGAGAUGGAAAAACUGGGAAGACUUGCUUAAUGAAGGCCCUGCUGAAUUUGAAAGAUGUGACGAACCCCACGGUUGCAUUGCUAUUGAAGAUAGACCACGAGAGUGGGAAUCCAACCCCGCUAGUCAAUGCCGCUUGCACUGACAGCUACUACCAAGGCAACACAGCACUGCACAUUGCCAUUGAAAAGAGGAGUUUAGAUUUAGUGAAGCUCCUGGUAGAGAACGGUGCCAACGUCCAUGCCAGAGCCUCUGGAGAGUUCUUCCACAUGAAGAAGAGAGGAGUGUGCUUCUAUUUUGGUGAGCUCCCCCUGUCCUUGGCAGCUUGUACGAAUCAGUUGGAAGUAGUGCAGUACCUUCUGGACAACCCACAUCAGAAGGCCAACCUGACAGCAACAGACACUUUGGGCAACACAGUCCUCCAUGCCCUAGUGAUGGUGGCCAAUGACACGGAGAAGAACACAGAGGUCGUUGUCAGGAUGUAUGAUGACAUCCUCUUGGAAGGUUGCAAGCUGGAUCCACAAUUGAAACUGGAGGAAAUAGAGAACAACCAAGGGUUAACUCCCUUGAAACUGGCUGCCAAAACUGGCAAAGUGGAGAUUUUCAAGCACCUUCUUCAACGAGAGAUCAAAGAUCCGAAGUUCAAGCAUCUGUCACGCAAGUUCACCGAGUGGACCUAUGGACCAGUUCACGUUUCUCUGUAUGACUUAUCCUCUAUCGAUAGUUACGAGAAAAACUCUGUUCUAGAAAUCCUGGCCUACAGCAGUGACACUCCGAAUCGAUACAAAAUGGUGGUUUUGGAACCGUUGAACAAACUGCUCCAGUGCAAAUGGGAUUCCUUUGCUUCCAGGAGAUUUAACCUAAGCUUGUUGACCUACUUGAUGUUCAUGGUGGUCUUCACAGGCGUUGCUUGUUGGCAUGCUAUGGAUAGAAGGGAUCCUUUGCAAUUAUCAAGCCGUGCUGAACAAGUAGAGUCUGCGCAUCCACGGGAGUACACAGCAGGAGAUAUGUUUCAGCUGAUUGGCCUGGUGAUUGUCUUAGUGGGUACCGUUUAUCUUCUCAUCGCUCAGACUCUUUUCUUGUGGAGGCGGCGCCUGUCCUUGAAAAGUCUGCUUUCAGAUGACUGUAUACAGGUUUUGUUGUUGGUGCAAUCACUCAUGCUGUUGAUCUCAGUGCCAUUGUACUUCAUGGGGAUGAAAGAAUAUGUGCCUUUGAUGGUUUUCUCCCUGCUGCUGGGCUGGAUGAACUUGUUGUAUUACACCAGAGGAUUCCAGCUGACAGGAAUCUACAGUGUCAUGAUACAGAAGACAAUCCUGAGGGACCUUCGGCGUUUCCUUUCAGUCUACCUGAUCUUCCUUUUUGGCUUUGCAGUGGCCCUCUUCAUCCUUACCAGUGAGGGAUUGCAGCCAGCCCAGAACAAUUCUGCCUCUGUCGCAGAAGAGAGUAAAACCAUGUACACCGGCCUGUUUACGACUUCUUUGGAACUCUUCAAGUUCACUAUUGGGAUGGGGGAAUUGGAAUUCCACGAGCACAUGAAGUUCAACUACUUUGUCAUCUUCCUCCUCCUCCUCUUUGUGAUUCUGACGUACAUCCUCCUUUUGAACAUGCUGAUCGCCCUGAUGAGCGAGACGGUCAACAAGAUCUCUGGAUACAGCCAAAGUGUUUGGAAGCUCCAGAGAGCUGUUACCAUCCUGGAGAUCGAGAAGAACUGGCUUUUGUUUUGGAAGAAGCCGCAGAGAUCUGGCUGCUUGCUGCCGGUCGGCUCAGGAGAAAAAGACAAAAGAUGGGUCUUCCGAGUGGAAGAGAUCAAUUGGGCUAACUGGGAGAAAGACGUGGGAGUCCUCAAUGAGGAUCCUGGGAGCUCUGGAGACUCUGGAGUGGAGCUUCAAGAGAAGAGUCUGUGGAGCUGGGUGUCGCAGGCAAAGACUGCUACGCCCACUGCGGCAUCCUCACCAGAGGAGUAGACGCUGUCACGUCAGCCAAUGAGCAAGAGGAAGGCAAAGAAGACACUAAACGUCUGGAGAACUUGGCUGCUGCGUAGCAGUGAAAGCCUUUGGCCAAAGCAGAGCUCCAUCGGAAAAAAGUCAAGGAAAACCACAGUGGAAGUGGCCACUGUGACUGUGCUUGUGGCUGGGAUCUGUGCCUUUGAGACUUUGUGUGCCACAGAGCAGUCCUUCCUUGAAACCAAUUCAGUGUCCCUCCCAACGGAGACCAGCAGUCCAGUAUUUAGCUGGUUAAUCCAUCUCCAAACCGAAUGCGGUCUCUCCCUACUCCUUGGCUCUCUGCCACAGGGACCCUCAACCCAGCCGGCUGCACCUUUUAUACGCAUAGGCCAGCUCUGGGUUAGGAAAUACCUUGAGAUUUUGGUGGCGGAUCCAGAGGUGCCAGGGGCAGGGGAAGGGAGGGGCAGGGGAUAAUGCCUAGGAUUGCCAGCUCCGGAUUGGGAAAUUACUGGAGAUUUGGGGAGAGGAGCCUCAGGAAGGUGGGGUUUGAGGGGAGGUACUUCAAUGGCAUAAUGACGCAGAGUCCACCUUCCAAAGCAGCCGUUUUCUCCAGGUGAACAGUCCUCUCUCACCUGGAGAUCAGGUGCAAUCCCACAUGCUCUCCACUCACCAGCUGGAGUCUGCCAAUCCUAAGCACAGCUCUGCCAAUCCUAAGCACAGUGGCGUAGGAGGUUAAGAGCUCGUGUAUCUAAUCUGGAGGGACCGGGUUUGAUUCCCCACUCUGCCGUCUGAGCUGUGGAGGCUUAUCUGGGGAAUUCAGAUUAGCCUGGGCACUCCCACA